AUGAAGUUUCUCUUUCUAAUUUGCCUGCUUGGAUCUGCCAGAGGAGCAUCAGGUCAACCUGAUGAGACUCUUGGCUCUAUCGAUCAUCAAGCUUCAAUUGAAAAGCAACUUUCAGGUGAGUACUUUUCACGUGGAAACCCAUCAGAUGCCGAGGCUUUAUACGAGUCCACUUCAGGUGAGCACUCUUUAAGUGAGCACUCUUCAAGUGCGCAUUCUUCCAGUGAGAGCACAAGUGACAAAGCUUCUGGGGAAAAGGCUUCUGGGGAAAAGGCUUCAGGGGACAAAGCUUCUGGAGAAAAGGCUUCAGGAGAAAAGGCUUUGGGUGAAAAGUCUUCAGGUGAACAACCAUCAGGUGAAAAGUCAUCUAGUGACCAGGCUUUGGCUGAAAAGCCAUCAGUAGAAAAGCCUUCAGAUGAAAAGCCUUCAGGUGAUAAGUCUUCAAGUGAACAGCCUUCAAGUGAACCAUCUUCUGGUGAACAGUUUUCCAGUGAAAAGCCUUCCAGUGAACCACCUUUGGGCACACUAUCUUCAAUCACACCAUCUUCAGGCACAGGAUUAAAUUGCCAUACAUGCUCUUACAUGAACGAGCAAGGAAAAUGUCUUCGUGGAGAAGGAGUCUGCAUCACUCAGAAUUCCCAGCAGUGCAUGUUAAAGAAGAUCUUUGAAGGUGGAAAACUUCAAUUCAUGGUUCAGGGAUGUGAGAACAUGUGCCCAUCAAUGAACCUCUUCUCCCAUGGAACUAGGAUGCAAAUCAUAUGCUGUCGGAAUCAAUCUUUCUGCAACAAGAUCUAA
Messenger RNA from Orycteropus afer afer, 792 nucleotides. It is a transcript of the gene ACRV1, whose product is annotated as acrosomal vesicle protein 1. The record is from RefSeq and is a predicted model, not a curated record. The transcript is spliced from 6 exons. Lineage: Eukaryota; Metazoa; Chordata; Mammalia; Tubulidentata; Orycteropodidae. Bases 1 to 792 code for a protein of 263 amino acids.